Molecule: messenger RNA, 1970 nt
Organism: Drosophila ficusphila
Lineage: Eukaryota; Metazoa; Arthropoda; Insecta; Diptera; Drosophilidae
Product: CLIP domain-containing serine protease 2
Exons: 6
Coding region: 270-1802 (510 amino acids)
Biological process (GO): proteolysis
Molecular function (GO): serine-type endopeptidase activity
Source: RefSeq, a predicted model, not a curated record
CUAGUCGCUUACUCAACAAGCCGGCUUUGUCGCUGCUCUUCGUCUGCUCUUUGGCUUUGGCCCAAACUGACUACGGACCUGAUAAUUGGUUUUUUGAGUUCUCUUUUUGUUUUGAUUCGUCGCUGCUGAAAUCGAAAUCUGAAUAGAGCUGGACGUGGAAGUAAGAUAUGCAUGCUGGCUUGGAGAUUGGACCAAUUUAUUUCAAUUUCGCACUUGGACGGGUUACGUUGUGUUGCCGGAGAUCCAACUUUUGAUUUCGAUCGUAUAAAAUGCGUCGCCCAGAACUUAUCAGCCUUUUCAUCUGCAUCCUUUGGCUAAAUGGGGAUCGCGGAGCCUCCGCUUGCCACUGCAUCCGCCUGGGGAAGUGUGCUUCCUUUGCCCGCCUGCUACUGCAUCACGGUCCCGGUGAACAGUCCGCCGUGUUCGCCAAAGUGCACGACGCCAGUUGUGGUUUCCAAGGCCUCGAACUACUGGUCUGCUGUCCCACAUCUCGCAAACAAAUCCGCGAUGACUCAUUCUUAGCCAAGCCAAGUCGCAUGAUGCGUUUUGCCCCGCCGGUCGAUCGCUGGAUUUGGGAUGAUGGUGGGGAGAGUACGGGCAGUAGACACAGCCACAGCCACUCGGAUUAUCUGGAGACGGAAACGAAUCUCCACAACUAUUGGGACUUUGGGGAGCAACGCAACUGUCCACCGGUAGUGGAGCCCGAAUUUUUCGACAAGCGUUUUGGUUUAGGUCACCACUUCCUUUAUCAAGUGGAGCAUGGAGACGAGGGUACCACUUCGACGCGACCUACUCCCAAGGACAAGCCCAUUGUGUUUCCCGGCGAUCUGCGCUUUCUGCAGCAAGGCGAAGAAGAUGUCAGCUUUAACAUAGAAAAAGGACCUCCACUGGCUCCAUUUACCACCACUCCACCUACAACAAUCGCAACCAGUCCACCUUCUACAACACCCACAUCGAUAUUGCCUUUACGGCGAGAGAACCCAACAGGAUGUGGUAUGAGUGUAGAGAGCCGACUAUUAGGAGGGGAACAGGCCACAGCUGGACAAUAUCCCUGGUUGGCCAGGAUCGCCUAUCGCAACCGAAGCAGCAGCCGAAGUAGUUUUCGUUGCUCCGGAUCCCUGAUCUCCAGCAACCACAUCGUGACUGCCGCUCAUUGUGUUAUCAAUUUGGUCAGCGAUUUGGAGUUAUCUCAUGUACGAUUGGGAAGUCAGAAUGACUCAAACUCGUUUGCCAUCGAGCGGGUUAUUGUGCAUCCUAACUACGAUCAACCAAAGUAUGCCAACGACAUCGCUGUGGUCAGGAUAAAUAGCACCAAUGGCGCCUUUACACCCAUCUGCUUACCCUUGGAAGGAUCAACCACACUCGGGAACAGGCUGAUUGGACAAACGGGAGUUGCUGCCGGCUGGAGUACUGGUAAUCCGGAAAAUAAUCGCUCUGUGGACUCCGCAAACACUUCCGCCGGGGUGCGCUUUAUCCGAUUGCCUAUAGUGAACACCACCAGCUGCGCCAUCGCAUAUGCAAGCCUUAGCGAGAACUUCCAGCAACCCAUCGUCAUCACCCCGAACCACCUGUGUGCCCAGGGAAUGCCCAUGAACGACGUCUGCCGAGGGGACAGUGGCGGACCCUUUAUGGACGACGGAACCUCUGGUCUGUUCGGAACUAGUGGACGCCAUACGCUUAUAGGAAUAGUUGCCUUCGGACCCACUCUGUGCGGUGUUACCACUAUUCCGGGGGUCUAUACCUUGGUGAGCAGUUUCUCCGAUUGGAUCUUGCGGAGCAUCAACGGAGAAACGAACCAGUGAGAGAUCAUGACGGGAUCCCAAUCCGACAAAGCUUAUCCAAAACUUCAAUACCAAAGCCUUCAGAGUACAUUCAAAUAGAAAACGGUGAACCAUUCAUUCGGUGGAUUAAUGAAAAAAGUUCUGCUGCCUAUUUAAAUCAACAAUAAUAAAAUGUGCAUUUAAAACAUU